Molecule: messenger RNA, 1592 nt
Organism: Notothenia coriiceps (black rockcod)
Lineage: Eukaryota; Metazoa; Chordata; Actinopteri; Perciformes; Nototheniidae
Gene: mettl22
Product: methyltransferase 22, Kin17 lysine
Exons: 4
Coding region: 89-574 (161 amino acids)
Biological process (GO): protein methylation
Cellular component (GO): nucleus
Molecular function (GO): protein methyltransferase activity
Source: RefSeq, a predicted model, not a curated record
CAAGUACAGCCUAUCAACCUUUACACCUUAUUUUGAAUAGAAGACACCCUCUCUCUGACCAUGGAAAUGUCUCUCUAUCAUCUGUGGAAUGUUUGUAGAUGCAGACGUGGAGUUUAGCUGGACAGAAGAGGAAGUAGAAGACAUGUACAACAACACUGAGAUCAUCAUUGCUGCUGAUGUUAUCUAUGACGAUGAGCUGACAGACGGUCUGUUCCGGACCCUGUACCGGCUCUGCAGCAGCUUCUCUCACAGCUGCUCCGUCUUCAUCUCCAUAGAGAAAAGGAUGAACUUCACUCUGAGACACAUGGACGUGUCCUGUGAUGCCUACAACCACUUCAGCCGCUGCCUGUCCCAGCUGGUGGCCCUGCAGGACGGACACUGCAGCUUCACAGUGCAGCAGCUCCCUACCCACUUUUCACAGUUCCUCCUGUAUGACCGCAUAGAGCAGCUGGAGCUGUGGAAGGUGACCUCAACCCCAACACCAUCUGAGCGGACCCCUCCCCCUGAGUCUGCCUGUAGCAGUUUGAACGCUGAGCCCCCCACCCCACAUGUUCCCAUUCAUAGAUCCUGUUAGGAGUUCAGUUUGCUAAAUAAGUAGAAUGAAACAAUUUACUACAUUCAAGACGGAAACCACAAAUAAAUAUUGUUUAUAAGGGACUUUUUUUCAGGAAUUUAGAAUAAUUUAUUUUUUAACUAGAUUUAUGCAUUCUUGAACAUAAAGAUAUUUAUAGAAAAUGGAAGUUCUCCAGGUUUGUAAUGAGAACGUUUGAUGUUUGAACGGUAACCUUUGUAUAAUGUUGAAUAAAGUGUUGCAGAACACAUACCCUACAAGUUGGUCAUUAAGUUGGCAUUUGGAAGAAACUCAAUUGCAUAUUUUUUAAGUCUUUUUGUCUUCUUUGACUUCAAAUGCAGAUUUGUGAGUUUAAUGCUUGACAAAAGCUGUAAUUACAAGAUAAUAAGAAUAAUAGCAAACUGUGUGCGUGUGCAGGAAACUCAUCAAUGUUACAGCUCGUAUGACACAGAAACAUAUUAGUGAAGUAUAUCUGUUGGAUAUGGAGACUCUUCUGGAUCCCGUGCUGGCGGUGUGUGUUGCUCAGGACGAAAGAUCUGUGAGCAUGCCAUCAGGUGUGUGUUCAGCCACAUGUCCUCUGAUCCAGCUACAGGUCACUGAUCCUUUAGUUUUCAGGAGAGCCACUUUUUCAUACAAAUGUUGUUGUUUAUAUCUUACAAAACAGAUAUGAAAAUAUUGUCUUUAACCUUAUAGUCAAUGUCUGUUGCAUACAUUUUUGCUGUAAUACUUUGUGUGCAAACUACAUGACGUGCUCUAUCUUUACUGUAUUAGAACCCUUUCUUUACUGUAUUAGAACCCUUUGUCACCUAAAGAAGCUCCAGAGUACCAUGCUGCAUGAACUCCUUCACCAGCAGCACUGGUCAUUAAUAUUCACUGAGCAUAUCUGUGGCUCUGAUAUGUAUUCUUUACUUACAAAAUAUGUAUUUAUGAAUACUAAACGAGAGCAUGUCAUACAUUAAAGGUAGGGUAUGUAAGUUUGAGAAACCGGCUCGAGAUACACUUUUUGUUAUAUUCCAUGGAA